CGAACAGCGAAGCUCUGUCAUCUCGCCCACCCCUCGCCCAGACGUCAUCAAGGCUGCAUCAAAGCUGCGCUGCCGCCGUAUCUUUUUAUAUGCCCUCCUCCCACGCAGCACAGCUCUGACCCCGCCAUAAAACCCGCCUCGCCGCCCCUCUGUUGCCGGCGUCCUGAACCACGAGCUCCACCCAUGCCGCCUUUCGCAUCGCUCCUCGGCCGGGUUUCUGCAGCUACAGCCGCUUCCUCCUCCGCAUCCCCCGCCGUCUCUCGUAUCGCCGUCUCACGCCUCUCCUCUGUCUCCAGGCACUUCUCCUCCACCGCCCGCAUCAUGGCUCCCAUCUCUACCGAGACCGACUACCUCGUCAUUGGCGGCGGCAGCGGAGGCCUCGCCUCUGCCCGCAUGGCCAGUGGCAAGUUUGGUGUAAAGGCCAUGAUUGUCGAGGCCGGCCGCCUCGGAGGCACUUGCGUCAACGUUGGCUGUGUCCCCAAGAAGGUGACCUUUAACGCCGCCGCCAUUGCGGAGGCCCUCCACGACUCCAAGGCCUAUGGAUUCUCGGUCGAGGAGACCAAGCCUUUCGACUUUACCUCGUUCAAGAACAAGCGUGAUGCUUACGUCAAGCGCCUCAACGGCAUCUACGAGAAGAACCUCACCAAUGACAAGGUCGAGUACGUGCACGGCUGGGCGAAGCUGCUGAGCCGCAACGAGGCCGAGAUCACCCAGGACGACGGCACCAAGACGACAGUGCGCGCCAAGAAGAUCCUCGUCGCCGUCGGUGGCCAGCCCACGCUAGGCCCUUCCGACAUCCCCGGCAACGAGCUGGGCAUCAACAGCGACGGCUUCUUCGACAUUGACAAGCUGCCCAAGAAGGUCGCUCUCGUCGGUGCGGGCUACAUCGCCGUCGAGUUCGCGGGCAUGUUCAACGCCCUGGGCAGCGAGACGCACCUGUUCUUCCGCCACGAGACGUUCCUGCGCACCUUUGACCCGAUCAUCCAGGAGGGCGUCACCAACGAGUACGAGCGCCUCGGCGUCAAGCUGCACAAGAACUCGAGCCAGAGCAAGAUCGAAAAGGACCCAAGCACGGGCAAGCUCACGAUCCACUACAAGGACAGCAACGGCGAGGGCAAGCUCGAGGACGUGGACCACCUGAUCUGGGCGAUUGGCCGCACCCCCAUGACCAAGAACAUUGGUCUCGAGGAGGCGGGCGUCAAGCUCGACGAGAAGGGCCACAUUGUCGCCGACGACUACCAGAACACCUCUGUCGACAACAUCUUUGCCCUCGGCGACGUCUGCGGCAAGGUCGAGCUGACCCCCGUCGCCAUCGCCGCCGGCCGCCGGCUCGCGGAGCGCCUGUUCGGCCCCGAGCAGUUCCGCACCAACCGCAUCGACUACUCCAACAUCCCGUCGGUCGUGUUCGCGCACCCCGAGGUCGGCAGCAUUGGCCUCACCGAGCCCCAGGCCAUCGAGAAGUACGGCAAGGAGAACCUUACCAUCUACAAGACCAACUUCACCGCCAUGUACUACGCCAUGAUGGACCCGGAGGACAAGGGCCCGACAAAGUACAAGCUCAUCUGUGCUGGGCCGGAGCAAAAGGUCGUUGGCCUGCACAUCAUGGGCCUGGGCAGCGGCGAGAUGCUGCAGGGCUUUGGUGUUGCUAUCAAAAUGGGUGCUACCAAGAAGGACUUUGACUCGUGUAUAGCGAUUCACCCCACGAGUGCUGAGGAGCUCGUCACGCUCAAGUAGAUGAGAUAAAUGUUUAGAAUACAGAUUAGACAUCUUGUGCAAGACAUAAUGCUC
Messenger RNA from Microdochium trichocladiopsis, 1788 nucleotides. RefSeq names its product putative glutathione reductase. The transcript has 2 exons. Lineage: Eukaryota; Fungi; Ascomycota; Sordariomycetes; Xylariales; Microdochiaceae. Gene Ontology annotation, molecular function: NADP binding; glutathione-disulfide reductase (NADPH) activity; flavin adenine dinucleotide binding. Bases 184 to 1734 code for a protein of 516 amino acids. Gene Ontology annotation, cellular component: cytosol; mitochondrion. The record is from RefSeq and is a predicted model, not a curated record. Gene Ontology annotation, biological process: cellular response to oxidative stress; glutathione metabolic process; cell redox homeostasis.